CACAGUUCAACUUGCACUAUACUUUCUCUGGAUUCUUUUUCUGCGAGCUUCCUCUUUUUCUCUCUCCAAGCACUCUGAAAGAUCAAAAUCAGAAUCAUCCCUCCCUUGUGAGUUCUUUCGCCUUCCGGAGAGCUCUGUCUGCAACUUCUCCAAUGGCUUCUGCCGUCAAGAGUGUCGAAAAGAUCCGCCAAAUCGUGCGUUUGAAGCAGGUAAUGCAGCGAUGGAAGACCAUGAGUGUGAGUCUCAGACCGCGGUCCAUACGCUCCUUCUCCGACUCCGAUUCCGACUGCACCUCCGGGUCGAUCCGGCGCACCCCCUCCGGGUUCCUGGCCGUCUAUGUAGGCGCGGACCGCCGGCGGUUCGUGAUCCCAACCCGGCUCCUGAACCUGCCGAUCUUCGUGGCUCUGUUGAACAAGGCGGAGGAGGAGUUCGGGCUUCGAUCGAGCGGAGGCCUGGUUUUACCCUGUGAAGUGGGGUUUUUCAAAGAAGUACUAAGGUUUUUGGAGAAGGAUGAGGCGAAAUACGGUGGGUUGGGGUUGGAUGAGUUUGUGAAGAUGGUUUCCGAAGUGGGUUUUGAUUCCUGUAGAGAGACAAGGAAUGUGGUGAAUGGGUUUACUCCUCUCCUGCAGAAAGCUAGGGUUUGACAACGGAGUUCCGUUAGGGUUUUCAGGGUUGUUUCUUAUUUUUUUUAUUUUGAUUCUUUUGGAUUUUAGGGUUUUGUAAAUGUGGGGGGUGUUCGGUGGGGGGGUUUUUGGUUCUGACCAUCCUUGGACCUAAGUCUUUAAUGGCGGAUUCAUGGGUUCCAAUGAGAUGUUGUUGAACUUUUCCUUUUCUUUUUCUCUUUCAAAAGGUUUUUUUCAGUGGUAUUUUGUAACGCCUAAUCUGAUGCAAAUGCUAAUGACGAUGAAAAUUUCCAUGGUUAA
Molecule: messenger RNA, 923 nt
Organism: Vitis vinifera (wine grape)
Lineage: Eukaryota; Viridiplantae; Streptophyta; Magnoliopsida; Vitales; Vitaceae
Product: auxin-induced protein 6B-like
Exons: 1
Coding region: 153-644 (163 amino acids)
Biological process (GO): response to auxin
Source: RefSeq, a predicted model, not a curated record